GCUGGAAACCUGGGAAGGCAGCAACAAGUUAUCUGAAGACGGAAGGGAGAGCUGGGUCCGGUCAGUCUUAGGGUACCAGUGUGAAGCUGGAAUAGAGAACCCUUGAACCAGACCAUAUAGAGCACCCAUGCUGUGUAGAUUGUGGAGGCCAUCACGUCUGUCUGGACCCUGAGGGAAGAGGCGCAUCAGGGAGUUGGACUGGAUGUUCCCCAGGGCCUUUCCAGCCCUGCAUGCCUUUGACCUUUCAAGGUCUGUUCAGUUUUCCAAGGCCCCGUGGAUCUCCAAAGAAGCAGCUUCUCUGUGGCUGUUGGCAGGUGCUGCUUUGCAAGGUAACAGACACAGCAGCCCCAGGAACCUCAGCAGCUAUGGCCUCCUGCCCUGACUCGGAUAAUAGCUGGGUGCUAGCUGGUGCAGAGAGCCUGCCUGUGGAAAUCUUGGGCCCAGAACCCAGGUCCGACCUUAAAGCUGAGACAGCACCCCAGGUAUCUCAAAACUCCUCCAAGGAGGAUGGUGAAGAAUUAGCUGGGACCUUGGAUGGCGAAGAGAACUUUUUCCAGACGGAAAGUCCCCAGACUCAUCCCACUGGGCCUGAGGAGGCCGAGGCCAAGCUGUGCCCCUACCAGGCUGCUGUGGGAGGAGAUGGUCCUGAUGUGGAGCCCCCUGGGCCAGGAGACACAGCGGUUCAGGGAGACAUGCAGGAAACUUCCAUGGCAACAAGCCUGGGCCCAGACACACAAGACCUUGAGGACGUGCAGAGCCGGCCUUCCAAGCCCCAAGCAGCUUGGAUUAGAGAGGAAGGCCUCUGCUCCACCAGUGAGGAUGAUACUGACGUGGACACGGAGGGCCUGCGGAGACGACGGGGCCGCCAACCCAUCCUACCUCAGACUUUGGCAGCCUUGGGCAUGGAGGAACAGGCCAAGGGCGAGGUUGCCAAUGGGGAGCUGGGCAUCUCGCUCAACAUGUGUCUUCUGGGGGCCCUGGUUCUGCUGGGCCUGGGGAUUCUCCUCUUCUCUGGUGGCCUCUCAGAGUCGGAGACUGGGCCCAUGGAGGAAGCAGAGCUGCAGGUCUUCCCUGGUACUGGCUCAGACACUGAGCUGGUGGAUGCUGUGGGCAGUGGGCAGGAUGGACUCGUGGACCAGCUGCAGGCCUCAGUUUCUACUGACAGUGUCCCCAGCCUGCAUAACAUGGGUCUGCUGCUGGACAGGCUGGCCAAGGAGAACCAGGACAUCCGGCUGCUGCAGGCCCAGCUGCAGGCCCAGAAAGAAGAGCUUCAGAGCCUCAUGCAACAGCCCAAAGGGCUGGAGGAGGAGAAUGCCCGGCUCCGGAGUGCCCUGCAGCAGGGUGAGGCUUCCCAGCGGGCCCUGGAGUCAGAGUUGCAGCAGCUACGGACGCGACUCCAGGAGCUGAGGUCUGACUGCAUCCAGGGCCCAGAUGGGGUGUGCCUCAGCCAGCGCCACGGCGCACAGGGGGGCAAGCUCACCGCAGAGCAAGGCCCCCGGGGGCCAGAGCUGGCGUCCAACUUCCUAGAGGAGAAGGCGAAGCUGGAGGAAGAAGCCCAGGUGCUGAGGAAGGAGCUGCAGAGACAGCGACAGCUGCUGGGCUCUGUGCAGCAGGACCUGCAGAAGAGCUUGCGGAACGCUGGCCAAGGGGACUCAGCUCACGCUGGCCUGGCUGAGCUGGGCCACAGAUUGGCCCAGACACUGAAGGGCCUGGAGAACUGGGGCCCAGACCCUGGGGUCCCUGCCAAUGCUUCAGAGGCCUGGCAUCAGAAGCCCCGAUGGGCAAGAAAGAAGUGGCAUGAUGGGCAGAGGGACAGGAAAGCUGAGCACUGGAAGCAUAGGAGGGAGGAGUCUGGCUGGGAGAGGAAGAAGAGCUUUGAGGGUGAGGACAGGGAGCUGGCAGGGAGGUGGAAGGAGGACAGACUGAGGGGACAGCAGUGGGGGGGCCAGAAGGAUAGGAAACAACAGGACUCCAAAGAAGCUGCGUGGAAAAGUGGGAGUCCCCACUCUGGAGAAAGGCAGAGGCAUCCCCACGGGAGAGAAGGGGCUAAAGACAACCAGGACUCGCUGCACCCCUGGAAGGAGCUGUUGAGGCGCAAGUACAAGGCCCCCCAGGGCUGCUCAGGUGUGGCUGGGUGUGCCCGGCAGGAGGGCCUGACCUUCUUUGGCACAGAGCUGGCCCCAGUGCGGCAACAGGAGCUGGCCUCUCUGCUGAGGACAUACCUUGAGCAGCUUCCCUGGGCUGGGCAGCUGGCCAAGGAGCUACCCCUCUUGCCUGCUUACUUUGGUGAGGAUGGCAUCUUCCGGCAUGACCGCCUCCGCUUCCGGGACUUUGUGGAUGCCUUGGAGGACAGCCUGGAGGAGGUGGCAGUGAGGCAGACGGGCGAUGACGAUGAGGUGGACGACUUCGAGGACUUCAUCUUUAGCCACUUUUUUGGAGACAAAGCACUGAAGAGAAGGUCAGGGAAGAAAGACAAGCACUUUCGGAGCCCCGGAGUUAUGGGGCCCAGGGAGGAGCACAGCCACCACUCUCCGCACUACCACCGAGGCUGAGUCCUGUUUGUGUGGGCACAGUCUUGGCCCUGUGAUCCCGGCAGCAUCUCACUCUUGGCUGCAACAGACCAUUCAGUUGGCCUCUCCUGGCUUGGCUGGUGUCCUUGGGGUAUCCUUCACCGAGGAGAGCGGAGCACCCAGCCCUGCACUGAUACCACUUUCUCUAGAAAAGGCAUUAUCUGGACCUGCCUGCUGUCUAUGCAAAUGUGUGCAAAUGCCGAGGUCCCUGGGCACAGGCCCUGCACCCUGAUUGUGAGUGCAUUGCGUCCCCCUGCAUGAAGGGGGGAUGCAAAGGGGCCCUGUUUUUAGGGGGAGGGCAUUCUGGUUUUGAAACCAGAGAGCCUUCACUCUUCUGGGUGCCUUCUGCUCCGCACACUGACCCAGCGCCCCCUGGGACUGACUAGAGUUGAUGGCAGGAGGCCCAGCGCCAGGGCUUGCUGUGGGGUUUUGUUAGAUUUGGAAGCAGCUGUCCCUGGAGGGUGAAGUCCCUUUUCUCCCUGCUUCUCACGUGGCCAGCUUUGCCAUGUGAACUGCAGACUCGUGGCAGGGGUGUCUCCAACUUGGCACUCAGUCACUGUCCCGGCUUGUCCCCCCUGCCUUCCCUCUCACCAAGCCCAGGCACCAUGAGCUCACAGCUGCCCCUCCUGCACCCCUAGGAGAGGUGGAAGAAUGACUAGACGAGAGCAUUGGCUCUGGAGUGUGGGCCUUGGGCCCAGCUCUGGGCUAAACGAUCUUGGGCAAAUUAAUCUCUGUAACCCUUGGGUUUCUCAUCCUCUUAAAAGGGGAUCAAAAGGCUGAGAAAGAGAUUAAAUAAAGUGAUAUCCCCUGAUUUUGGCA
Messenger RNA from Octodon degus (degu), 3389 nucleotides. It is a transcript of the gene Pbxip1, whose product is annotated as PBX homeobox interacting protein 1. Lineage: Eukaryota; Metazoa; Chordata; Mammalia; Rodentia; Octodontidae. The record is from RefSeq and is a predicted model, not a curated record. The transcript has 13 exons. The coding region runs from base 231 to 2552 and encodes 773 amino acids.